This is a messenger RNA of Caenorhabditis elegans, 1656 nucleotides long. Lineage: Eukaryota; Metazoa; Nematoda; Chromadorea; Rhabditida; Rhabditidae. The record is from the annotation of a RefSeq genome assembly.
AUGAGCAACUAUCCUGUGAAAAGUUACACGAAAAAAUUUGAGGAAACUCCUGAAUCACCAGUCGUCAAUCCAUCUUCGUCUACGGGAAAUUUGAAGUUUUUAAAUAGAAGGGAAUCAAUAGAGAGGAUGUCGUGUUCACCGGAAAGGAUGCACGUGAAUCGUACACCAAUAAUUCCAGAACCAAUAUUCCAAGUGGCUGUAACCAUACCCAACAGCCAAAUUGCAAUCCGAGCAUGUAUUCUCUAUGAGCACCUUCAAGUCAAGAUGCUUACAGUGGCAUAUAGAAGCUUCUGCGACAAAGUUGGAAACGGUGUCAUUGAUUUUAGAUCUUUCGAAUUUUGGUUCAAUAGAUUUCAAACAGGAAAUCAUGAUCUGGGAUACGAUAUUGAAAUGAGCUUGAGCCUCGGUCUUUGGCAGAAAUGCACAAGGACAUUAUGAGAAGAAUUUUAAGAGAGCUCAACUCUCAACCCACAAAUUCUCCCGGACCUUCUGAUCACUACCAAGAUGAAGAUGAUUACUUUCCUGUCUACAAUCAACUCAAGGAGCUUAUCGAAGAACUGAAAGUUUGGCUAGAGCCCGCAGAAGCCGAACCUGUCAAACAAGUCGAAAUCAACCGAAAAGUGCUGUGUGGCUAUAUUUUGUUUGAAUUCUUACAGGGAAAUUCGAUUUUUGAGGCUUAUGAGAAACUGUGUGUUACUGUUGGAAAAGAUGCGGUCAAGUACUGGGACUUUGAAUAUUGGUACCAGAAGAUCAAGGCGGGGGAUUUCAGUAUGGAAUCUGACAUUGAUUUUGACAAAGAGAUCCGCUCACUGUCCGCAAUGCCUAAAGACAUAGUUGGUGAAGUUAUGAACAAACUGGGAUUAAAAGAAAAACUAGUGAUGAGAAAAGUUUCAAAAAACCUCCGCGCUUACAUGGAUAAUCUGAACAUUGGCGUUGAAAAGAUUAGUCUUAAAAUCUACAAUACAAAAUCAAUUGUUCAAUUUGAUGAGAAAGAAGUGACAUAUCAUGAAAAAAAGAAUGAUUCUACUUCGCACAAUAAAGAUCAAGGGAUGUAUAUUAAAGAUGGAAGCCAUUCAAAAAUGGCGUUGCAUGAUUGGUCGGUGGUCAUGCAGAAUCAGAAACUCAAGCUCAGGGAACUCACUUUGACUUUGGCCAUGGAAAGUUAUAAGCAUCAGGAUUGCUAUGAAACUAUCAAGACUGUUUUGAGAAAAUCGAACUGUCUAUUUGUAGAGAAGAUCACACUUGAAGGCUUCACUUUCCGUGAAGUUUCCGAAGUCCUACGGAACUGUAAACCAAGAGUACUUAACAUGAUAGUGCUUAAUUCGUCGACAGAGAGCAAUGGAAUUGAACAUUUGGUUCAUUUGGACCAAUGGAGAGAGGCAAGGGUUUUUGAAAGCAGCCGAAACAGCAUUUUACAAAUAUAUGUCGGGAUUUUGUUUCAUUUUUCAAAGAUCGAUGUUUCCCUGAAAACUCUAUCAAACUCAAAUGCGAUUCAAAUGCGAGAUAAACUCCUGAGGUCCCCUAGUUUUGAACAUGGAUGCUUCAGAAUGUUGAACUACAACCCUAUUGAGAUUGUGAUUGUGUUUGAAACGAAUUACUCAGGAGGAUCAUAUGGCGCUAUUACCUACAACAAUGGCGAGUCGAAGUUCCGAAUCC